CACCAAGAUGCAGAUGCAGCGUCGUGCUGCCCUGGCCGGCGGCAUUGGGACUUCGUCCACUGCUGCCGCCGCGUCCUCGGCUGAGGAGUUCUACAAGGGCUCCGUGGACUGCUUCAAGCAAGUCCUCUCCAAGCACGGCGUCAAGGGGCUGUACCGCGGCUUCACCUCCACCAUCCUGAGGGACAUGCAGGGUUACGCGUGGUUCUUCCUGGGCUAUGAGGCAACCGUCAACCACUUCCUGCAGAACGCGGGUCCAGGGGUGCACAGCAAGGCCGACCUGAACUAUCUGCAGGUCAUGGCGGCGGGCGUGAUUGCCGGGUUCGGGCUGUGGGGCUCCAUGUUCCCAAUCGACACCAUCAAGUCCAAGAUGCAGGCCGACUCCCUGGCCAAGCCGCAGUAUAACACCACGCUCGACUGCCUGCGCAAGGUGCUGGCGAGCGAGGGGCAGGCGGGGCUGUGGCGCGGCUUCUCGGCCGCCAUGUACCGCGCCAUCCCCGUCAACGCAGGCAUCUUCCUGGCGGUGGAGGCCAGCCGGCAGGGCAUCAAGCUGUACGAGGAGCAGGUGGAGCACGUGUACGGAGGAGUGGUGGGACCUGCCGUACAAUAAGGGUUGCUGGCAGUCCAUGUGUGUGUAUGGGGUAUUUGAAGCUGGCGGGAGAGGCAAAAGCAAGAUGAUGAUUCGAUGAGCGUCUCAGACAGAGUGUGGAACAUGAGUGCGGAUGCGUUAAGCGUAUGACUGGCUUAUUUCUACAGAGUUGGAACCUGGUUAGGGGCAAUGGCUGCCUGUGUGUCCAAUUGACGUACGGCAGCCUCGGCGGGUGCUUCCGUGUGGUUGUAUGUAUGUAUCGGAGAGCUGCGGAAGCCGCAUGGCCUAAUAAGGCGUGCGCAGGGUUGCAUGUUGUGCUGAAGAAUAUGGGUGUUUAAAGGCCCGUUCAGUUGAUUGAGUGGUAGGAGUAGGGGAGAGUUGAGAGGUGUCCAGCUAGUCCUGAGGGAGGUGGGCUCGACCCACUUGCGAUUGAUAUCGAACGUGCCGUACUUCACUCUGCUACCUAUUGUUUUCUUAGAACUUGGACCGGUACCACGUUUGUGUGAGAAUCGAUGCAACGUUCGCCCGUAAAAAGUUUCUGUUGGCCGGUUUGGUAGUUUUGCGGCAUGUGCCCGGGUACUAAUACUCUAUGCGUACAAUGGAUUGGGUUAACUAGUAGAUGGGUGGUUAGGACAAGCGCAACUCCGGGCAUAACUCCCUCAACAUGCAACAGGCCCAUGGGUCUUGUAAUUCCUGACUGAUCCAUACCCACAGACGUACGAAACCCGUUGGGAAGACUGGC
Molecule: messenger RNA, 1328 nt
Organism: Astrephomene gubernaculifera
Lineage: Eukaryota; Viridiplantae; Chlorophyta; Chlorophyceae; Chlamydomonadales; Astrephomenaceae
Source: the annotation of a GenBank genome assembly